Molecule: messenger RNA, 1543 nt
Organism: Vollenhovia emeryi
Lineage: Eukaryota; Metazoa; Arthropoda; Insecta; Hymenoptera; Formicidae
Product: somatostatin receptor type 2-like
Exons: 1
Coding region: 80-1336 (418 amino acids)
Biological process (GO): G protein-coupled receptor signaling pathway
Cellular component (GO): membrane; neuron projection
Molecular function (GO): peptide binding; somatostatin receptor activity
Source: RefSeq, a predicted model, not a curated record
GUCUUCAAAGUCUACAAAUGCAAAAUCUACUGUGCAGCAAGAGAAAUGCUCAUCCCAAAAGGUGGCAACCGUCAAAUUAAUGAUCUCUGAAUCGUGCGAAGAUAAUUGGCAGGGAAUAAUGGAUUACAACUUUACUUACAACUCAACGAACCACACGGACAUAAGUUGCGUGGUUGAUUUGUCGUUUGUUGGUCUGUUCAAUCAGGUCCUUUACGUAAUCGUCUUUAUCGUCGGAGUCCUUGGGAAUUCUUUGGUUAUAUACGUCAUUCUACGCUUCUCAAGUAUGCAAACCGUCACGAACAUGUACAUCGUGAAUUUGGCGAUCGCAGACGAGUGCUUCCUAAUCGGUAUACCGUUCUUAGUGACGACGAUGAACGUCCACAAUUGGGUUUUCGGUAAAUUCAUGUGCAAGGCAUACAUGACCACGACGACUAUCAAUCAGUUUACAAGCAGUCUCUUCCUGCUCAUCAUGAGUGCUGAUCGCUACGUUGCUGUGUGCCAUCCUAUUUCAUCCUCGAAGAUACGCACGCCUUUCAUCUCCAAAAUAGUUUCGUUUACCGCGUGGACUACUAGCAUUCUCUUUAUGAUACCGGUCUUUCGUUAUGCGGACACCAUGGAAUACCCAAAUGGGCAUGCCAGUUGUAAUAUCUUUUGGCCCAAUGACCGCGGCGGCCAGACUGCUUUUAUUCUUUACACUUUCAUUCUAGGCUUUGUCCUUCCCCUCAUAUUCAUAUUAAACUUCUACUUUCUAGUGAUAAAAAAGUUACGAACAGUAGGUCCGCAAAACAAAUCGAAGGAGAGAAAGCGGCAUCGAAAAGUUACCAGACUAGUCUUAACGGUGAUUACUGUGUAUAUAUUCUGUUGGUUACCCUACUGGGUAACCCAAUUAGCUUUGAUAUUCACCCCACCGAGACAGUGUCAGACCAGCAUGAGCAUCGCGAGCUUUCUCUUAGCCGGUUUCCUCAGUUAUAGCAACAGCGCAAUGAAUCCGAUCCUCUAUGCUUUCCUGAGUGACAACUUCAAAAAGAGUUUCCUAAAGGCAUGCAUCUGUGUAACUGGAAAGGACGUGAAUCAACGUAUCAACGAGAACAGUGUAUUUUUCCGGAAGAACAAAGCUAACGCUGACGGACUGCAAACUAACCCUGGACACUCCAGGCUAGAGCUCAACGACGAGGAAGGGGAAAAGGGAUUACUUUUCAGCAAGACUUCCACCACGGCGGUAACCAUGACAUCACGAUCAAACAUUACAAUUAUCAGUGAAUCCAAGAACUUGGCGCAGAAGAAAAAUGUUUUAACUAAGAGAGGUGUGCAGUUAGCUUUGACGACGCAAGUUUAAAGUAUAAUAUUAUCGCCAGAAUUACUGCGACUUCCGAAAGAGAACUCUUAAAGAAGAAUGAUAAAAGCCGGGGGUGGGAAGGGCAUUGAUUCGAUCGUCAGAUCCUGGGUUAAGGUAGUUCUUUCCCAACUAUUCUAGUCAAAAUGAGACUUGAUCAACCACCUCAACUUCUUUACUUUUUGGCCAUUUCAUUUCUAGUUAACGCAU